Amborella trichopoda is the source of this 1992-nucleotide messenger RNA. RefSeq names its product protein DETOXIFICATION 16. Gene Ontology annotation, molecular function: antiporter activity; xenobiotic transmembrane transporter activity. The record is from RefSeq and is a predicted model, not a curated record. Gene Ontology annotation, cellular component: membrane. Gene Ontology annotation, biological process: xenobiotic detoxification by transmembrane export across the plasma membrane. Lineage: Eukaryota; Viridiplantae; Streptophyta; Magnoliopsida; Amborellales; Amborellaceae.
ACGAUAUGAAACAUCUUUAAACCUACUCUUAAUGAAUAAAUAAAAAUCCUUCGGUCAGUACUCUCUUUCUUUUUUAUCUCUAUUGUGUUUACAGCUCAACUGCCAUCAUCGUCAAAGAAAGCAAUGGAAAAUAUGAAGGAGGGUUGGGCGUUGAGAUGGACAAAGAGAGAAGUGUUGACAGAGGUGUGGAUGCAGUUGACAUUAUCGGGUCCACUCAUAGUCGGCAACGUCUUCCAAUUCUGUCUGCAAAUGAUUUCAGAAAUGUUUGUUGGCCACCUUGGCCAGCUUUCUCUUGCUGGUGCUGCCAUGGCUGCUACCUUUGCCAGCAUCGUUGGCUUCAGCUUCUUGAUUGGAAUGGGAAGUGCACUCGACACGCUAUGUGGGCAAGCAUAUGGAGCGAAGCAGUAUCAUAUGCUUAGUGUACAUAUGCAGAGAUCCAUGAUUGUGCUUCUACUAAUGAGCAUUCCCCUUGCUUUUAUUUUGGCUUUCACAUGCAAUAUCCUCGCUGCCAUGGGCCAAGACAGAGAGAUAUCGAAAGAAGCAGGGAUUUAUGCUAGAUGGAUGAUACCCGGCCUUUUUGCGUUUGCGCUUCUUCAAUCAUUUACUCGAUUCAUGCAAGCCCAAAGCAUUGUUAUUCCACUAAUGGCAAGUUCUGGAGUUACAACUCUAUGUCACCUAAUUUUAUGUUGGUUUCUUGUUUUUAAGUCUGGUUUGGGUAGCAAAGGUGCAGCAUUAGCCACUUCUAUUUCUUAUUGGAUCAAUGUAGUUCUUUUAGCUCUCUAUAUCAAGAUUUCCACUGCUUGCAAGGAGACUUGGACUGGUCUUUCAAUGGAAGCUCUGCAGGAUCUUGGACAUUUCUUGAGAAUUGGGAUCCCUUCUACAGUAAUGGCUUGCUUGGAGACCUGGUCAUUCGAUAUGAUUGUUAUCUUAUCUGGUCUUCUUCCUAAUCCAAAGUUGGAAACAUCAGUACUUUCAAUAAGUCUUGAUAUCUAUGCUUUGGCUUACAUGAUCCCUUCUGGUCUCAGUGGUGCCAUAAGCACGAGAAUUUCGAAUGAAUUAGGAGCAAGACAACCACAAGCAGCACGAUUGGCAGCUCGUAUUGCCACGUGCAUGGCUUUCAGUAAUAGUGUUGUUACAAGUUCCAUGACGAUCAUAGUUCGUGGACUUUGGGGCUAUUUGUAUACCAAUGAUCAACAAAUCAUUAAGCAUGUUGCAAAAAUAAUGCCUCUUAUUGCAAUAUCAAUUUUCAUGGAAGGAAUUCAAUGCGUUCUUUCGGGCAUUGCUAGAGGAUGUGGUUGGCAGAAGCUAGGUGCUGUAAUCAAUCUAGGGGCAUAUUAUGUUGUAGGUCUUCCUGUGGCUAUUCUAUUGGUAUUUGUCUUCCAUGAAGGAGGGAAGGGGUUCUGGAUAGGAAUCAUUUGUGGACUUGUUGUACAGUUGGUUUUGUUGUCUAUCAUUACCCUAUGCAGUAAUUGGGAAGAAGAAGCAAGGAGGGCCAACGAGAGAGUCUUUAGUUCUGAGAUGCCACCAGUGGAAAUGACCAAUACUUCUCUCAAUCCCUGAUUUAUCCAUAGAAUGAAAUAAAGUGAUAAUGCUACUGGGGAUUUGGCCUCAAACUUUUGUGACUCAUUCACAUGCUUUACAAAGCCUAAUACCAUUUGCCACAACUCAUGUGGUGCUCAAAAUGUUUCUAGCAAUGUUCUACAACUCGAGCGCGUCCACUCGGGCUUGCCCAAGUCACAUGGACUUGGCAAGGUGAGUAGGAAUCGGCAAACUCAGCCAUAUCCUACAUUUUGAUAUAAUAACAUGCACAUAAUCAAUCGAGUCUCUGAUAGACUCGACCGAAUUUGUGUGGAUGAAUCAGACUCAGGACCCUACAGAGUCUUGAGUCUAGGCCCUGUUUAGCACACUGAUUUCUAGUGAGGAACAUGUCAUCAUUUGCUAGGUUUUGUGGUUGUUUGUGAUAAUAUUUUAAGAGACUCAUAUUUGAAGAUA